Messenger RNA from Saccharomyces mikatae IFO 1815, 2787 nucleotides. RefSeq names its product COPII subunit SEC24 (gene SEC24). Lineage: Eukaryota; Fungi; Ascomycota; Saccharomycetes; Saccharomycetales; Saccharomycetaceae. Gene Ontology annotation, biological process: intracellular protein transport; endoplasmic reticulum to Golgi vesicle-mediated transport; COPII-coated vesicle cargo loading. Bases 1 to 2787 code for a protein of 928 amino acids. The transcript has a single exon. The record is from RefSeq and is a predicted model, not a curated record. Gene Ontology annotation, molecular function: SNARE binding; zinc ion binding. Gene Ontology annotation, cellular component: COPII vesicle coat; endoplasmic reticulum exit site.
AUGUCUCACCACAAGAAACGUGUUUACCCACAGGCUCAACUCCAAUAUGGACAGAAUGCCACCCCUCUACAGCAGCCAGCUCAAUUCAUGCCUCCCCAGGAUACGGCAGCAGCCGGGAUGAACUAUGCGCAAAUGGGAAUGCCAUCGCAAGCUGCAAUGCCACCCAUGGGUCAACAACAGUUCUUAACCCCUGCUCAAGAACAGUUACAUCAGCAAAUCGACCAAGCCGCAACUUCUAUGAACGAUAUGCAUCUACACAAUGUACCCCUAGUCGACCCGAAUGCUUAUAUGCAGCCGCAAGUCCCUGUGCAAAUGGGAACGCCCUUGCAACAACAGCAGCAGCAACAACCACUAUCAACACCUGCCUAUGGUCAAUCUAGCGCCACAAUGGGCCAAAACAUGAGACCCAUGAACCAGUUGUAUCCGAUCGAUCUAUUGACGGAAUUGCCACCUCCAAUCAACGAUUUAACUCUGCCCCCCCCACCUUUGGUUAUUCCUCCGGAGAAGAUGUUGGUUCCGUCGGAAUUGUCGAACGCGUCUCCAGAUUACAUCAGAUCGACUUUGAAUGCUGUUCCCAAAAACAGCUCCUUGUUGAAGAAGUCUAAGCUACCAUUUGGGUUAGUUAUAAGACCAUACCAACACUUGUACGAUGACAUUGACCCUCCUCCAUUAAAUGAAGACGGGUUAAUUGUCCGUUGUCGUCGUUGUCGUUCUUACAUGAACCCUUUUGUCACCUUCAUUGAGCAAGGUAGAAGAUGGAGAUGUAACUUUUGUCGCUUGGCCAAUGAUGUUCCAAUGCAAAUGGACCAGAGCGAUCCGAAUGACCCAAAGAGUAGAUACGACAGAAGCGAAAUCAAAUGUGCUGUCAUGGAGUACAUGGCACCCAAGGAAUAUACUCUAAGGCAACCACCUCCAGCCACCUACUGUUUUCUGAUCGAUGUAUCCCAGUCAUCCAUCAAAAGCGGGUUGUUAGCCACUACCAUCAACACUCUUCUUCAGAAUCUGGAUUCCAUUCCCAACCACGACGAAAGAACCAGGAUCUCUAUUUUAUGUGUGGACAACGCCAUUCACUACUUCAAAAUCCCAUUGGAUUCUGAAAGUAACGAAGAAUCUACCGAUCAAAUCAAUAUGAUGGACAUUGCGGACUUGGAGGAACCUUUCUUGCCAAGACCUAACUCCAUGGUCGUAUCCUUGAAGGCAUGCAGAAAAAACAUUGAAACUUUGUUGACCAAGAUUCCUCUAAUCUUUCAGUCUAAUUUGAUCACUAGCUUUGCGUUGGGCCCUGCUUUGAAAUCAGCUUACCACUUAAUUGGUGGUGUCGGUGGCAAAAUAAUCGUCAUAUCAGGUACUUUACCCAACUUAGGCAUAGGGAAACUGCAAAGAAGAAACGAAAGCGGUGUUGUUAAUACAUCAAAAGAAACAGCCCAAUUACUUUCCUGUCAAGACUCAUUUUAUAAAAACUUCACCAUUGACUGUUCUAAAGUCCAAAUCACUGUGGAUUUAUUCUUGGCUUCCGAAGAAUACAUGGAUGUUGCAUCAUUGUCCAAUUUGAGUCGUUUCACUGCUGGUCAAACCCAUUUCUAUCCUGGUUUCUCUGGCAAAAAUCCAAAUGAUAUUGUCAAGUUUUCUACUGAGUUUGCCAAGCAUAUCUCCAUGGAUUUCUGUAUGGAAACUGUCAUGAGGGCGCGUGGUUCCACAGGUUUAAGAAUGACUAGAUUUUAUGGCCACUUUUUUAAUAGGUCCUCCGAUUUAUGUGCAUUUUCCACCAUGCCAAGAGAUCAAUCAUACUUGUUUGAAGUUAAUGUUGAUGAAUCCAUUAUGGCCGACUACUGUUAUAUUCAGGUAGCUGUACUUUUAUCUUUGAAUAAUAGUCAACGUAGAAUUAGAAUUAUAACUUUAGCAAUGCCAACCACAGAAUCAUUGGCCGAAGUAUAUGCAUCGGCUGACCAAUUGGCCAUUGCCUCAUUCUAUAACUCAAAGGCAGUGGAAAAAGCAUUGAAUUCCAGUUUGGACGAGGCAAGAGUCUUGAUUAAUAAAUCCGUUCAAGAUAUACUAGCCACAUACAAGAAGGAAAUUGUAGUAUCCAACACUGCAGGUGGGGCUCCACUAAGAUUAUGUGCCAACUUGAGAAUGUUCCCAUUGCUAAUGCAUUCUUUGACAAAGCAUAUGGCAUUUAGAUCUGGUAUUGUCCCAAGUGAUCAUCGUGCCUCUGCCUUGAACAAUCUAGAAUCACUACCAUUGAAAUACUUAAUCAAGAACAUCUAUCCUGAUGUCUAUUCAUUGCAUGAUAUGGCUGAUGAAGCUGGGCUACCAGUACAAACUGAAGAUGGUGAAGCCACUGGUACAGUGGUUUUGCCUCAACCCAUCAACGCUACCUCUUCAUUGUUUGAAAGAUACGGUCUAUACUUGAUUGAUAACGGCAAUGAAUUGUUUUUAUGGAUGGGUGGUGAUGCUGUUCCAGCAUUAGUGUUCGAUGUGUUCGGCACUCAGGAUAUCUUCGACAUUCCAAUUGGCAAACAAGAAAUACCUGUUGUGGAAAAUUCUGAAUUCAACCAAAGAGUAAGAAACAUUAUUAACCAACUAAGAAAUCAUGACGAUAUCAUCACUUACCAAUCAUUGUAUAUUGUCAGGGGUGCUUCUUUGAGUGAACCUGUUAACCAUGCAUCUGCUAGGGAAGUGGCAACACUGAGACUAUGGGCUUCGAGUACCUUAGUAGAGGAUAAGAUUUUGAAUAACGAAAGUUACAGAGAAUUCUUACAAAUUAUGAAAGCUAGAAUUAGUAAAUGA